Molecule: messenger RNA, 2319 nt
Organism: Penicillium roqueforti
Lineage: Eukaryota; Fungi; Ascomycota; Eurotiomycetes; Eurotiales; Aspergillaceae
Product: LysM peptidoglycan-binding domain-containing protein
Exons: 7
Coding region: 1-2319 (772 amino acids)
Source: RefSeq, a predicted model, not a curated record
AUGCGUGGGAUGUGGACUGCCCCGUGGGCUCUACUAAUUUCCACGGCCCUUGCCCAGCAGCCUGCUGGCAUUCGAGGAUUCACAAGCUAUCCUGGUCUCACCGAUGGUUGCAAAGAAGCCUUGUCGACUAAUGUGUCCUGUCCGGCAUUUCUGCCCGUUGUGUCCCCAGACAACUCUCUUCUGGAUGGUGAUCAAGUCGAUGAACUUUGCGUCGACACCUGCUAUAGUUCUUUGAAAAGCGCCAGAGCAACCAUCAAGGCGGCCUGCUCAGAGACCACCGAUGUGAUCGUCGUUGAGGAUGUAGCUUAUCCAGCUACAUUUAUCGCUGACAAGUACAUGUUGACCUAUGACAUAUCUUGUCGGAAAGAUGAGUCCGGGGGUUACUGUGACCCGCAAUUGCUCUCCUGGUCCAACGGGUCUUGGCCUGUUAAUGGUUCUUGCUCGGAUUGUUGGCUGGGGACAUUAGAGACUCAAUUAAACAGCCCCUUAGGGUAUGAUGAGGGCGUGGCGGACAGCUUCACUUCUUUGACGUCGAGCUGCAGCGCCACGGGUUACUCAGUCACUUCCCCAACUGCGUACGCGCUUAAUGCAACUGCGACUGCAACCAGCUCGCCUGCAACCAGCUCGGCAACAACCAGCUGCGAAAACUAUUAUCAGGUGAAGGAAACAGACGACUGUAACUCCGUGGCAAAGUCGCUGGGAGUCUCUACAUACUACCUACUGCAAACCAACGACUUGGAUCUCUACUGUCAAAACUUUGCGGCGAAAGUCAACCAGACACUCUGUGUCCCCUCGCAGUGCACCACACACACCUGGCAGGCUGAUGACACUUGCGAUAGUGUCGUCGGCGGCCUCGCGAAUGUGACUCUUCCGCAGUUCUUCUCCUGGAACCCCAAUAUCAAUUCCCUCUGUCUGAAUGCGAUUUUCUUCAUUGGAUAUGAGGUGUGUGUGAGUCCCCCGAGUGGCUACUUGAAUCAGACUGCUGGUGGAUCCGACUCAAGCGCAACCGAAACUGGAGUAGCCACUGGCAUUGCAGCGGUCCCAACAAAUGCUAUGGACAAUAGCAACCGCAACUGCAGCCAGUGGUAUACGGUUCAAAAAGGCGAUGAAUGUGCCAAGGUCUCUCUCGCCCAUUCUAUCUCCCUUACCGACUUCUACUUCCUGAACCCAGAAAUCGACGCAAACUGCACAAACCUCCUGCUUGACGAGGCAUACUGUGUUAAGGCCGUUGGUUCAAUCACCAGCUACGCAAACUACACGGUGACUGGAGUAUUGCCCAUCACCGUCACGCCCGUCAACUUCACCAACGUGAAUACUGACAUACCUACGGCCACAAGCGAUCCUGGCUAUGUGUAUACGGGAGCGGCGCUCCUUCCCACCGCUUCGGGCACUAUCCCAGACUGCUAUGACUACGAAAAUCCUUCCAACUAUACUUCUGAGUGUGUGGCGAUGGCGACAUUUUGGGGCAUUACAAUGAAACAAAUGGUCACUUGGAAUCCAAGUCUUGUGAACAACGCAAGCACCUGUGAGCUCAACAAGGAAAACAGCUACUGCAUCCUGCGGUAUGAAAACAGCACUGCCUCAACGGAGGAUACUGAUAGUGGGCUCUGCCUUCCCAUGAAUGCUACGGAGGCUGGAACGGCAUUCAACUGCAAUUGCUUCACCUCCGUCGACCUGUCUUACUCUGACGUAUACACCUGCGACGACAUCAUUUACGAUUACAGCCUGACCAUGGACGACCUUGUGUCCUGGAACAGCUGGCUGGAAGGAGACUGUGACACUGCGCUCUAUGCCAGCCUAAAUGCCACGGAUGACCGCGCCAUCUGUAUUGGUGUCGGGUCUGCAGCUGCAACGACUACAGCCAGUGGAACUGCCACCCAAACCCCCACCACCACCUCCUCCUCCUCUUCCAUGGGGCCCACUCCAACCGACACUGUGUCGGGAUGCGAGAAGUUCUACACCACUACAAAGGGCGACGACUGUGCCACAGUCGAGACCAAGUUCAGCAUCACCCUUGCUCAAUUCUAUCAGUGGAACCCCAGUGUUGGCUCUACUUGUACCAAUUUGUGGCUAGGAGAAGCAUACUGUGUCAAGGGACCGGCAUCGACGACCAGCGCAACAGCAAGUGCACCCACUCAGACGGGAAUCGCGUCGAACUGCAACCAGUAUUACACGGUGGUGUCGAACGAUUCGUGCGCCAAGAUCGAGACCGCGUAUGGUAUUACUUUUGCUGAACUAUACAAGUGGAAUCCUGCGAUUGGAUCGGACUGUGAGUAUCUAGGAGUCGGGUACUCGGUGUGUGUGGGGGUUUCUUCAUAG